Molecule: messenger RNA, 1955 nt
Organism: Orcinus orca (killer whale)
Lineage: Eukaryota; Metazoa; Chordata; Mammalia; Artiodactyla; Delphinidae
Gene: ACRBP
Product: acrosin binding protein
Exons: 6
Coding region: 442-1773 (443 amino acids)
Cellular component (GO): acrosomal vesicle; nucleus
Source: RefSeq, a predicted model, not a curated record
CGCUCCCAGCCCCUGGGAGACGCCCAGCCUCUCCUCCCACGAGUCCCAGAGCCCAGGGUUUAAGGCAUCAGUGGGAGGGACGUGGGGAGAUGAGCCAGUGGAGGUGGCCAUGGGCAGCUGUUUACAUAAGGGAGAGCCUGCUUUUUCUGAAUACAAGUUAGGGCUUUCCUGUCCCAGGAUGUUUUCUGACAUUACGUACAUCUCUGCCCUGAACCGAUGUUCCCUAGCUCCCCAAAACCUUCCUACAUUAAGAAGUGCUCUGGGACUUUUCCCAGCUAAAAUCUUCACUCUAGAAAGGAUUGGUUGCUAGGUAUUCAGAAUACUGGUGUUUCCUAAGUGAGGGGGACAAAAGGUGGUAUUUGAGGUGGCUUAGGGAAGAGGACCACUUGUAAGGGAGGUGGAAAGGGGACCGGUGACGCUGCCUCCACUGUCGCCCUGGUAAUGUUCUUUUAUUUUGAUAUUUGUAUUCUCUUCUGUGUUUUUUAUGCUCAACUGAAUGAAUAUGUGCAAUUUGCGCUGCCUUUCUCUGCCUUUGUGUUUAUGUAUGUGUUUGUUUAUGUGUUUUUGUCUGCGUUUAUGUGUGUCCCUCUGCGAACAAAGACAUGGGGGGUCAGAAACCUGACCAUCCCUUUCCCUUCUCUCUCUUGGUCCCUCCCAAACCCUGCUGCAGCCACAGAACAACAGGCCUUCCAGCCCUGGCCCGAGCGGCUUAACAGCAGCGUGGAGGAGCUGCUACAAUCCUCCCAGUCCCUGGGCGGCCAGGAUCAAGGGCAGGAGCGGGAGGGACAAGAGGAGGAGUGGGAGGAAGGACAGGGCACAAAGCAGGCGCUGGAGGUGACGUCUGGGUUGCAGGCAGACCUGGAGCCCAAGACCCAGUCUGAAUUUGUAACUUCCAACCCUUUCUCCUUCACUCCCCGGGUGCGGGAAGUGGAGUCUACUCCCAUGACGAUGGAGAACAUCCAAGAGGUCAUCCGAUCCGUGCAGGAAAUGGAUGAAAUGAAUGAAAUGAAUGAUGUAUAUGAGGAGAAUAUCUGGAAAGCCCAGAGCCCCGGCAGUCUCCUGCAGCUGCCUCACGUGGAGGCCUUGCUGGCACUGUGCUACUCGAUUGUGGAGAACACCUGUGUCAUAACCCCUACAGCCAAGGCCUGGCAGCACUUGGAGGAUGAGAUCCUCGGUUUCGGGAAGUCGGUCUGUGACAGCCUUGGGCGGCGCCACGUGGCUACAUGUGCCCUCUGUGAGUUCUGCUCCCUCAAGCUGGAGCAGUGCCGCUCGGAGGCCAGCCUGCAGCGGCAGCAGUGUGACAGCUCCCACAAGACGCCCUUCGUCAGCCCCCUGCUCGCGUCCCAGAGCAUGUCCGUCGGCACCCAGGUAGGGACCCUAAAAUCGGGCCGCUUUUACGCGCUGGAUUUGUACGGCGGGCUGCGCAUGGACUUCUGGUGUGCCCGGCUGGCCACCAAGGGCUGCGAAGACAAUCGAGUCGCCAGCUGGCUCCAGACCGAGUUCCUCAGCUUCCAGGAUGGGGACUUCCCCACCAAGAUUUGUGACACAGAAUACGUGCAGUACCCGAACUAUUGUGCCUUCAAAAGCCAGCAGUGCAUGAUGAGAAACCGGAACCGGAAGCUGGACCACGUGCGCCCAAUCCCCGUGCAGGUGUCCCGCAUGAGAUGUCUGCAGAAUGAGACGUACACCGUCCUGACCCCGGCCAAGAGCGAGGACCUCGUGCUUCGAUGGAGCCAGGAGUUUAGCACCUUGACUCUCGGCCAAGCCGGCUGAGCUGGACUCUGCCCUCUCCCCACCCACUUUCCACACCCUCCAUUGCUCUCAGACCCCGGGUUGUCUCUUACUUGGCCCAGACUCAACGUUUCCCUCGGGUUGGGGCAGCCGUCCCGGAGAGGUCUGCGAUGGGAGCUCCACCUACCUUAAAGGAUGUCUUUACAUAAAAUCUUUAUUUUCAA